AUGGCAGAUAACUCAAUGAACACAAGGAGCAGGCCGGUUUCUGCAUCAGAAAAUGGAACACAGAUACACACAUCAGAAGGGGUGGUUGACAACUUGAGGUCUGAAAGCACAGAUCUUCAUGCAGUUCAGAAAUCGAUCUCCACCACCUGUGUCACAGCCGGGGACCCACCAGGAUGUCUGGAAGCCCAGAAGGCAGUUUCAGCAGGGUGCUGCACUGCAGGUUCACCAGAGGAGUCAGAGGCUGCUUCUGCUGCUGCUGUAGAGGAGGCAGUGAACAGUUUUGUGACUGCCGUACACAAGAAAUAUAAUGAUGAUGCAGAUGCUGAUUACAGCUUCACAAAGCCAACAGGAGACAUUGUGUUUGUACCCAAAUCUGGACCUGUUAAAAUGACAGCCUCAGGUAACAUCAUACUGCCAAAACAAGUCAGCAUGAGUGGAUGUGAGAUUAAUGUGGCUGGAGAUCCCGCCCUCAUCCAGAAAAUGUGCCAGAAAGUGCAAGAGCUAGACCUCAUGGAGAAUAGCAUUUCAAGUUGGGAGGAGGUCUUGAGCAUUAUAGAAUGUAUCCCGAAUUUGACCUUUCUGAACCUCACCAAGAACCAGCUGACCUCUGCCCUGCCUGACCUCACAAGCAGAAAGCUGCCACAUCUGACUCAGCUGGUACUUAAUAACACCAUGGUCACUUGGGAUGCAGUGCUGCAACUGUUAGAAGCCUUUCCUAGAAUAGAGGAGCUACACCUCAGCUUGAAUGGGUUUGAAUCUGUCAGCAUUCCAGUAUCAACAUCAGCAGCAUCCUCCACAAAAUCAUCAUCAGAAUCGGCUACGCUGACCAGCUACCCGAAUCUACACAAGCUGUUUUUUGUUGGCAACAGUAUUGUCGACUGGAGAGAGUUUAACAAGCUAGGAGCUUUCUUCCCACACCUACAGUUUCUCUUGAUAUCUGAAACAAACUUGAAAGAAAUUCAAGGGGCAGAUGAGAUUGCAGAUUGCUUCCCUUGUUUGCAUACGCUUGGUUUAAACAGAACUCAUCUGAAGUCAUGGGAGGAGAUAGAAAAGUUGAGACUGUUUCCGUGUUUGAACGAUGUCAGACUAAAUGGGAUACCGUUUUUAGAGGAGUUUCCUGAGAAGUUCAGGAGACAGCACACAGUUGCCUUGUUACCAAAUAUUACAACUUUAAAUGGCAGUGCCAUUAAGGACGCAGAGAGGGAGGAUGCCGAAAGAUUUUAUAUAAGAUUGUACAUGGAUAAAGAAGAGAAGACUGCCAGGUACUUUGAGCUUGAGAAGCAGCAUGGGAAACUAGACCCACUUGCAAAAGUGAUAUUUAAGCCAAAGCUUCAUGUUAGACUCAAGGUUCGUGUUGAAGGGCCCAACCAGGAGCUGAUCAAAGCUGAAGAAAUGGAUAUAGAUGUCAGCCAGACUUUCAAAGAUUUGAAGAAGUUGCUGAGUAAUGUUGCUGGCUGCUCAGUGGCCAAAUUUCAACUCUUUUAUCAGGAUAUUGAAUACAGCCAGGGCCCAGACAGAUUGCCUAACAGUGACAGGAAAUUACAUUCCUACAACAUGAGAGAUGGCGCUGAACUGAUUAUUGCUUGUAAAGAAUAA
Molecule: messenger RNA, 1596 nt
Organism: Candidula unifasciata
Lineage: Eukaryota; Metazoa; Mollusca; Gastropoda; Stylommatophora; Geomitridae
Source: the annotation of a GenBank genome assembly